CCCCUUUUCAGUAGCUGUACAAAAYCUAAGAGAACGGAAGGCAUCCGAAAGUUAGACGUCGAUGCUUCAUGAAAUGGCUGGGAAAAUAAAGAAGUUUUACGACCUUUCAGCUAAAUUGCUGUCUGGAGAUUUGCUACAUUUCUCCUCCCUAAAGGAUAAAGUUGUGCUUAUUGAAAAUGUGGCGUCACUCUGAGGAACAACAACCAGGGACUACACUCAGAUGAACGAGCUCCAUUCGCAGUAUUCCGAAAAGGGGCUCGUGGUUCUUGGGGUGCCCUGCAACCAGUUUGGCCAUCAGGAGAAUUGUAAGAAUGAUGAGAUCCUGAGGUCCCUGAAGUAUAUCCGUCCAGGAAAUGGCUUUGAGCCCAAAUUUCCACUUUUUGAGAAGAUGGAUGUGAAUGGGAAGGAUGCCCACCCCUUGUUUGUGUAUCUCAAGGAUAAAUUGCCAUUCCCCUCCGAUGACUCCAUGGCCCUCAUGAGCGACCCCAAGUUCAUCAUGUGGAGCCCUGUCUGCAGGAAUGACAUCUCCUGGAACUUUGAAAAGUUCCUGGUCAGUCCUGAUGGAGAUCCUUACAAGCGCUACAGCAGAAGGUUCCUGACCAGUGACAUUGAGGCAGAUAUUAAGGAGCUACUCAAUGUGAAAUAAAACGCCCAGGCAGAGCUCUCACAGGGGUACAGUGGUGGUGGUGAUAAGGAUGUAGAGGGGCCACAGGGACAACACAGAAUGUCUUCACCCUCCUGUUAAUCAGCAGUCACACAUUUUCUUCAUCACAAUCACAAUAUCCCUUCACCAGUACCAACGGCUUUUGCUAAUAGCAUCUGCCUCUGUAGAAAUACACCUGCUGCAUUUGUUUCAAUUGGCUUUGCUCUCCUGUGCAAGAUACUCUUGUUUUUUUUUUACUCUUUACUGAAUGAAGACAUUCCUUAAAACCUUUUUUUGUGAGGGGAGUUUCUGAUAAAGAUGUAAAGUCCUGAAUCUAACAGUAGUGUAUUACUCAUGUAUAGCAAAGACCAGUCAGUGGAAAAAUAAAUGUAAUAAAAACAUG
Messenger RNA from Salvelinus sp. IW2-2015, 1046 nucleotides. RefSeq names its product glutathione peroxidase 1a (gene gpx1a). Gene Ontology annotation, biological process: glutathione metabolic process; hydrogen peroxide catabolic process; response to selenium ion. Gene Ontology annotation, molecular function: glutathione peroxidase activity. Lineage: Eukaryota; Metazoa; Chordata; Actinopteri; Salmoniformes; Salmonidae. Gene Ontology annotation, cellular component: cytosol; mitochondrion. The record is from RefSeq and is a predicted model, not a curated record.